AUGUACCCUAAAAAGAUUAAUAGAACUUUGCAUGUUGGAAAACAUAUUUAAAAAGAUGAUUCUGUUAAAUCUUUGAUAAGUGACAAAUUGAUUUAAGAUUAUGGAAAAAAGAAUUAAUUGAAUGUGAAUGUAACUUACUUAUGUGAAAACAUUAGUUAAUAAUGGCUUAUGUAGAAGAUUUUUUUGCCUGUUAUAAAGCAAGUGAAGGAGCUGUAAGAGCACUUAAAGAAGAAAUAAAGGAGGCUAUUUUAAGACCAGAAAAUGAAAAGCAAUUAAUGAUAUCAAGAUUAAAUCAGCGAAUUUCUCGUAUAAUUUUAAUAUCAUUAUGUUAGGAAAGUAGAAAGAGGAAUAAUUAAAAUUAUUGACAAAUCCAAAGACUAGAAUAUCUAUGCCUGAACAAUUAGAUUAGGAAAAAAAUAUCUAUAGAUUGCAAAAUAAAACAGACAAUAAUUCAUAAAUUAAAUUAGCUAACACGUUACCAGCUGAUUUAUUGGAGUAAAGAAGAACAUCAAUUUAUUAAGUUGAUGGUUCUGUAGAUGAAUGGGCUGCUAUUAUAAAAUAUGAUACAUUGUAAUUUUAAAAAGAAAUGGAAGAAUAAAAAAAACUUAUGUUUAUUAAUAAAUAAAAAAUAAAAGAUGAAUUGGAUAGAUAAGUUGCAGAAAAAGAACAACGAAAAUAAAAAGAAAAAUUGGAUGAUCAAAAUUAUUAUUUUACUAGUUAAUAAUAAUUGAUGGAAUUUGAAAAAUAGGAAGAAAUAAUCAAAGAAAAUAAAAAGAAAUAAUUACUAUAAGAAAAAAUUAUUAGAGAUUAAUAAGUUUAUGUUGAUAAAAGAAAGAAGUAAUCAUAUUAUAUAAAAUAGAAAAGAGCAGAAUUUUAAUACUAAAUAAUAAGAAGAAGAAAUGCUUUAUAAAGUGAAAGAAGAAUUAAAAGCAGAAGAUUAAUAAUAGAAGCGUAAGAGAUUAGAAUAGAAGGAGAAAUUCUAAUAGAUUUUAAAAUAGAAUGAAAACUUGAGGAAAAAAGUAAAGUGUAUUUGAAAAAUAGGCCCAAGAAGAAAUCUUAUAAAGCAAAGAAUAUGAAAAACUUUUAUAAGAAUAAUAAGUAAUUAAAGAACAACUUGAAAAUGAAAAAAAAGAGAAAUUUAAAAAAGAUAAAGAACAAAAGAUUUAAUAAUUGAUGAAUAAUUAUAGUGAAUUUAUUAUGAAAUCUAAAAAGGAUGAAAAAUCAUAAGAUGAUGAUUUAUAAACUAAAAAAAAUAGUGAACAUAAUAAUUUUUUAGAUUUUAAAAACAAAAACAAUAAAAAAGAAUAAUAGCUUUAAGUUUCUUAUGAUUUAUAGAAUCAAAUUCUUGAAAAAAAACGAAGAUAUACAUAAGAAGUAAAAGAAAAAAAAAUCUUUUUUGAAUAACAAAUACAAGAAUAAAAAUUAUUGAAAAAACAAGAUCAAGAAAGAAGAAAUGUAUUUGAUUUAUACUAUUGUUUUAAUAGAAUAUCAGAUAAAUGCAUAUAUAAAAUGCUGAAGAACUUAAAAAAUAAAUGGCAAAAGGUUAUUUAAGUACAUCUCCUAAAAGAAAAUCAAGUCCCAAUGAAGGAAUGGUGGGAUAAGAAUUACUUCAAAAUAAGAAAAUACUUAAAAAAAUAGCUAAUGAUAAUUCUAUCGGGAUACCUAUAAAAAAAUAAGAAAUAUCUAUUCCUGAAUGA
Molecule: messenger RNA, 1697 nt
Organism: Paramecium sonneborni
Lineage: Eukaryota; Ciliophora; Oligohymenophorea; Peniculida; Parameciidae
Source: the annotation of a GenBank genome assembly